Messenger RNA from Pseudogymnoascus verrucosus, 1228 nucleotides. It is a transcript of the gene NAT1, whose product is annotated as N-terminal acetyltransferase. The transcript has 2 exons. Gene Ontology annotation, molecular function: acetyltransferase activity. The coding region runs from base 95 to 1114 and encodes 339 amino acids. NCBI's taxonomy places the organism in Eukaryota, Fungi, Ascomycota, Leotiomycetes, Thelebolales, Thelebolaceae. The record is from RefSeq and is a predicted model, not a curated record.
UUUUAAACUUCAUUUUGUUGCAACAUCAGUCGUGAUGAUCACCUCCCGGGCUUGGCGCCCGCCCAAUUUCGGCAAGGCGCCUACAUGAAGCUCGAUGCCACUCCCGUUCAAUGACUCGAAAUUUCUAGAUAGACAAGAUUCCGCACAAUUUUUCUCACAACUUCUAAACAAAAUGCCUACCGCAUCUCGGCAUCCAAAACUCACCCCUGAAGAGGUGAAUCAAUAUUAUGACCGGCUCCAUAUUCCUCAAGAGCAGCGCAUCUACGAUGUUAGCGUCCAUUCCCCGCAAGACGCAUUCGACAACCUAGCUAGUCUGCAACGGCAACAUCUGGCUUGGGUGCCAUUUGAAAAUCUGUUAAUCCAUUAUUCACGGUCGCGGCAGAUCAGUCUCCACCCGGAGGACUUGUUCAAGAAGAUAGUGCAAACUCCGGGCCGAGGGGGUUACUGUAUGGAAAACAAUGCGCUUUUUGCGAUGUUGCUUCGAACGCUGGGGUAUAAGAUACGCUCGUGUGGCGCAAGGACGCAUAAUGGAGAGGCAUUCGGAGCAUGGAGUCAUCAAGUCAUCCUGGUCACUAUCGGCGAUGAAGUAUUCGUCACGGACGUCGGAUAUGGGGCAAACAACAUCGUCGUACCGCUGUCCUUACAGAAGGCGGGCGAGGUUGUCAAUGCCAUUCACCAAGAAUCCAUUCGGAUCAUCCGCACAAGCCUUGAUGGCAAUGAAGAUCCAGAUCCAAAUCAGAAAGUCUGGGCGUUCCAGCAUAGGCUGAAUCCCGACAACACCUGGCGCAACUGUUAUUGCUUUACCGAGCUCGAGUUCUGGCCAGAAGACUUUGAAGUCAUGAAUAUUUCAACUAGCCAGAGCCCGAGGAGGUUCUUCACCCAUCGUGCUUUUUGCACCAAGAUGAUUCUUGAUGAAAGCGGGAAGAAGAUUGUUGGCCGUCUAACUUUGCAGACAGAGAUCAAGAGGUCAGUUAAUGGGAAGAGCGAGGUAAUCAAGGAAUUUAAAUCGGAGGACGAUAGACUGGCGGCUUUGAAAGAAUUCUUUGAUAUUGAGUUUAGCAAGAGCGACGCUGGAUCGAUUAUCGGCACUGUGGCGGAGAUUAAGGCGCCUUGAGUUGAGUACGAGGCUGGCUUGCCAGUGCCACAUCUGGCAGUAUGGCAGUAUAUAUAGAAUCAUAUGUCCAUAUUACGUAGUCUAGAGGUCCCUACUAUAUAGUUUUACAGUCGG